UGAAGGGAUUUGUUAAUAAGGUUAAAACUCUGUUUAAUAAAAAGGAAGAUAAUUCGCGCGAAAGUUGGUUAUUUACAAAGGCUGGAUUUAUAGACACCAAAGUAAAGAUGGCGUCCAUAGCCACCCGUGACGCCCGGCGCCUGCCUUCGGUGCCCGGCAAAACGCGCGGCCAGCGAAUCUUGGUCCCAACAUACCGACACGCCGUCAACUGGUUCAACAAAAACAGGGAAACGCUGGACCUAAUCACCGGGCUGCUUGAGGUGCAUCCAUCCCUCAUCUACCAGGAACCCUGCACCAAACUGAGGAACUUCCUGUCUGCAGUGCACACGGACACUUCCACGCGCAUCUCCGAUGUGUUUCGUCACAGCGAUAUUAAUGAUCAGCAUCAAGUGAAUUCCAGUAUUUUGAACGGUUCCGAAACUCAGAAAUCGAUGUCGGUAUCGAAUGUUCCGGAGAUACUCGUGUCUAAACCCGAAGACGAAAACAGUAGUUUGUCGGAUCCGUGCUCAACCCAAAGGGGUGAUUGCCAGUGUGUGUGUAUAUGUGGUGACGUGGACAACGAAAAAUGGCACCGCCUAGUGGUCAACUUGACAUGCAGGUUCCAGGUCCGCUGUCACCCUGCGGAGGUUGAUACCCAUGGGGUGGAGCUGGGAACCGGAUUGGAUAUGCAUGCAGUGGGGACGUUUGUGUAUUUACUAGACAGCAAAUCGUUCUUAAAUGAAAGAUGUCGCGACGCACUAAGGAAAGCCAUUAAUUUGAAUAUUCCGCUGGUUUUUGUUCGAGACAUGGAAUUCAAUAUGGAUCACGUUAGAAAUGAGCAAACUUUUCAAGAACGGGAAGACUUUAUCGAUGAAACUCUUUUAAACGCAGGCGCAAAUUCUCCGCUCAUGUUUUCACGGAAGUCUCGCAUAAAUGAUUUGUGUAUCCAUAGGCCCAUUCGCUACCAUCACUUGUCCAGCCGUUCGGUAGAUUCCGGGUUUGAUCCACAGUCGCCGGUACCGGGUAAGCAGUCUCCGGUUUCGGGUAAGCAGUCUCCGGUUUCGGGUAAGCAGCCCUGUAGCUCGUACGACCACAGUAAUGAUGACGACAUUGACCGGUUGAUCAGUGAUGAGUUCGGUCUAGCAUUGACCUAUCACCAUCUUUACCAUUCCUCAUGCAUCAACCGAAUUGUUAACGUCAUUGCAGACAAACGUCACAAUCGUGACGUCAUCAGACCUUCUUCCGGUCUACCAUUUUCAACUUACACGUUCACUGAUCCUGCGAUCAGGUGCCAGCGCAAAUCCACAUCAUUCUCGCAAAUGGAAUCGGAACACCGCUACGAAGGACCGGAAAUUGAGCGGCGGGGAAGCCGUGCAUCUGUCGGAAGCCAUUCUCUGGACAGCAUAGAGUCAACCUCAUCAGAGACUAUGUUUAUCGUGUCACGGCCGCUUGACUCUCAGACACCGGUAGUGGUUCGGUGGCCCAGGGAAGUGGAGGCAGGGGAAGCUCCUAUCUCAAACUCGCCCUCUAUUGACUCGUUCGGGUUUCAAGACAUAGACUUGAGUAAAAGUGUCAAUGAACUAGACUGGUUUGACGAGUCAGAGUAAAUUAAACGAGUUGUUCCUAUUUUCUGCUAAUCCUAUGCUCAGCUUACCCUAAUGCUCGAUUGCGUACAUUUACAUUCGGAACUCUCAGCCAUUUUCCACCAAAAACAACCUCGGUUGUACAUGGCCGGUUUACAAUGUCAGAAAUCUUUACAUUUAAAGACGCUGCAAAUAGAUCGCGUAGUUAUUUCAAUUUAGCUUUUAAACUUAAUGAAUUUACUCUUUGGAAUCUUCAUCUGCAA
This is a messenger RNA of Mya arenaria, 1825 nucleotides long. RefSeq lists its product as uncharacterized. NCBI's taxonomy places the organism in Eukaryota, Metazoa, Mollusca, Bivalvia, Myida, Myidae. The coding region runs from base 108 to 1586 and encodes 492 amino acids. The record is from RefSeq and is a predicted model, not a curated record. The transcript is spliced from 2 exons.